This is a messenger RNA of Rhinolophus ferrumequinum (greater horseshoe bat), 2928 nucleotides long. RefSeq names its product purinergic receptor P2Y13 (gene P2RY13). Lineage: Eukaryota; Metazoa; Chordata; Mammalia; Chiroptera; Rhinolophidae. The record is from RefSeq and is a predicted model, not a curated record. The transcript is spliced from 2 exons. The coding region runs from base 88 to 1089 and encodes 333 amino acids. Gene Ontology annotation, biological process: G protein-coupled receptor signaling pathway; negative regulation of adenylate cyclase activity. Gene Ontology annotation, molecular function: G protein-coupled purinergic nucleotide receptor activity. Gene Ontology annotation, cellular component: membrane.
UUCACGAGCAGGUCUAAUAGCUGCCUCAGUCAGAAGACACGGAGCCGAGUACCCUCAACUACCCCAAUACAGCUCACACUGGAAGCCAUGAACACCACUGUGAUGGAGGGCUUCAACAGGUCCCAGCAGUGCCCCAGGGACACGUGGAUAGUACAGCGGGUGUUCCCAGCCCUCUACACCGCCGUUUUCUUCACCGGCAUCCUGCUCAACACCUUGGCCUUGUGGGUGUUCGUGCACAUCCAUAGCUCCUCCACGUUCAUUGUCUAUCUCAAAAACACUUUGGUGGCCGACUUGAUAAUGACACUCAUGCUUCCGUUUAAAAUCAUCUCCGACUCCCGUCUUGGACCCUGGCAAGUCAGAGCCUUCGUGUGUCGUUUCUCGGCCGUCAUCUUUUAUGAGACCAUGUACGUGGGCAUCAUCCUGCUGGGCCUCGUAGCUUUUGACAGAUUCCUGAAGAUCAUCAGACCUUUCGGGAAAUAUAGUGUACAGAAACCUGUGUUUGCAAAAACAGUCUCAACCCUCGUCUGGUUCCUUCUGUUCCUCAUCUCUCUGCCAAACAUAAUCUUAAGCGACAAGGAAGCCACACCAUCAUCUGUGAAAAAGUGUGCCUCCUUAAAGGGUCCUCUGGGGCUGAAAUGGCAUCAAGGCGUGAAUUACGUAUCCCAGUUCAUUUUCUGGACCGUUCUGGCCCUAAUGCUUCUGUUUUAUGUGGUGAUUGCAAAAAAAGUAUACAAUUCCUAUAGAAGGUCAAAAAGUAAGGACAGCAGAAAAACCAAGAAGCUGGAAGGUAAAGUAUUUAUCGUCGUGGCUGUCUUCUUUGUGUGUUUCGCUCCAUUUCAUUUUGCCAGAGUUCCGUAUACUCAUAGUCAAACCAACAGUAAGACGGACUGUAAAUUGCAAAAUCAACUGUUUAUAGCUAAAGAAACAACUCUCCUUUUAGCAACAACUAACAUUUGUAUGGAUCCCUUAAUAUAUAUAUUUUUAUGUAAAAAAUUCACAAGCAGGCUAAUAAGUCUGACAGGGAGAAAGACCACAGCAUCAACCCAAGAAAAUCAUACCAGUCAGACAGACAAUAUAACUCUAAGUUGAUAACCUUAUCACGGCUAACUUCUAUUUAUGGACAAGACUUUGAAAGACAAUUUAUUUGAAAAUUACAUUUAAGCAAGGACCAGAAAAAAUAAAGAUGGAAACAAAUGUUUUCUUAUAUUUCAUUAUCCUGGUGUAUGGAAAAGAUUAUAUAAAUUUUAAUUCCACAUAGAUCUGUUCAUAAACAAGAUGAAGUACAAAUAGAAGGCAACGGAAAGCAAACGGCCACUAGAGGUCAUCUUUUAGAGAGCACUCACUUAAAUUUUGGAAAAGACUAUACAUGUAGUCCGAAAAACCCCCUCUCCAAAACACCUUCUCACAUUCUUUUACGCAUAUAAUACAAACAACGCUAUUGCCUUUGUAUCCCACAAAUGUUGGUACUUGGCUGAUAAAAAAUAAAUAAAUAAAACACCUCGAAAGUCCUUUUGUAAAAGAAAACUGAAGUUAGGGUUUGACGGGAUGCUAGAUAUGAAACGUCUGGGAAGCUGAAGGCAGUCAGAAAGCCCUUUGAAAGCCCAGAUGAAGGAGCUUCUCCUUACACUACAAAGCGCCUUUCCCACCUUAUUCCAUCACACCAAAGGCGGCCCGAGCUCCAUUAUUAAGCUACAUAUCAUAAAACAUUCUACUACCAUCAUACUUGGCUUAUACCCCAAGUGUGGACAAUUCAAGGACAAGAAUAGUGUGUUAUUAUUCAGUAAAUACUCUAACGGUGGUUGCAUGUGCCACCUUCUCAGCAAAACCUACCUGGGCCACAACCUCUAUUCUCAAGCCUCACACCUCUGGUUGAAAAUAAAGACUUCUCCCACUGUUUGUAUUGAUUAGGGCCCUCACUGCAGAUUUCCCUUCACUAGUUCGCUGUAUUCUUGACUGCAUCCCCCAAAGAUGUUUAGAAGUCUCUAAGAAAGACAUGUUUUGAAGAUAGAAAACGUCAUGUUUUCUUAGUAUCUCCCACAAGCCAUUACCUUCUAGAGAAAAUGCACAAAGGAGUAGUCGCGUUCUGUAAAUGUGCCUCUAGCUCCAACAUCAACCCCAUAAGGUGAAACCCAGGCCUCUUUCCAUGCCCUCAGAAGCCGUGGAGGACUUGGAACUUCCUACUUUCCUGGCCUUAUCUCCUAAAUGCUCUUCCAUCCCUGAAACUUUACACUCUUCUACAAAUUAGUAACUGUCAGAACACGCCAGGCUCCUUUUUGCCCCUGUGAAAUCACACGUGUAAAUUUCCCUCUGACUCGCCGAGAAAACUCUUAUUUAUCCAGGAAACCCCAGGUUGCCAUCACUAAGUCCAUGAAAUCUUACUGGCCAACCUCCCACCACCGUCUCAAACCCAGUCACUCCCUUAUCUGUCACACCUCAAUUAUUGUACUUAUCACACUGCUUUGUAAUGACUUGCUCGCACGUGUACCUACUCUUUUAAUAACCUAUGUACACUUCUGAGGGCAGAGAUGGUGUCUCAUUGUGCAAUCAAUAAAUAUUUGAUAAAUAAACCAAACUGGUUUUAUUUUUACAUACUAGAAAAGGAAAAGGGAAGCCAACUCUCACUGAUGUUUUUAUUAUCAAAAGAUGAUGUAAAUUUCUUGAAACCUCAAGCUCUUGUCAGUUGCCUUCCUAUAGCAUGUACGUGGGCCUGGGACGUGGGGACGCUGGGGGUUCUCUAGCGAAUGCUCCUGAAAGGAGCAGGGGUACUGAACAGGACGUGGAUAGCUGAGGGGCUAGUGUCUAUCCACAGCUCAGUUUUAAAGCUGCUGACAAAAUGCUUUAACUAUGUAUUGUUGGUUUUAGUUAAAUAAAAUUUGUAACUGUAGCAUAUUACAAUCUCCAAAACUCUCCUUUUAGAAGUACUCUUGA